This is a messenger RNA of Psammomys obesus (fat sand rat), 468 nucleotides long. RefSeq names its product beta-1,3-galactosyltransferase 9 (gene B3galt9). The transcript has 3 exons. Bases 1 to 468 code for a protein of 155 amino acids. NCBI's taxonomy places the organism in Eukaryota, Metazoa, Chordata, Mammalia, Rodentia, Muridae. Gene Ontology annotation, molecular function: hexosyltransferase activity. The record is from RefSeq and is a predicted model, not a curated record. Gene Ontology annotation, cellular component: membrane.
AUGACCCAGCUUGGUAGACUAUCUUCUCAACCUGAAAGGACACUUGGAAGUGAGUAUCCGGAAAAAUACUACCCAGACUACUGCAGCAGGGAAGCCUUCAUAAUGUCCCAGGACGUGGCUCGGAUGGUGUAUGUGGUUGUGAACGAAGCGCCGAGUGUGGUGCCAGCUGAUGUAUUUGUAGGUGUUUGUGCUAAGUCCGCAGGCCUUGUGCCCAUCCACAGUUCAAGGUUUUCCGGGGGAAGACACAUCGUGUACAACAGAUGCUGCUACAAGUUCAUCUUCACAUCCUCGGAUGUUACAGACGCUGAAACCGUCCUGGCAUGGGAAGACAUGAAUGACGGGAAAGAGUGCUCACUGUUUGAGACCUACUACAGGCUCAUUUCCUGCAAACUGCUGACAUUCCUUCACGGCUUUAAGCGCGUUCACGUGGGGACCGCAAAUGACAAUGCCGUGUAUUUUGGUGAUUAG